ACUCGGGGAAGCUCGCUGCCCUGGCCGGCGUCGGGACGGAGCGGCUUUCGGGGUUCUCUGUUGAUCCGCGCAGAUUUGGGGUGCAGCUUGAGCCUCGGGAGCCUUUCGGGGUGAAGCGACAGCGUCCUUCGCGUGCUGAGCUAAUGAGAACGAGGGAAUAUAGAGAGCGACGAAUCUUGUACGUAUAUCUUGAGCUGCAACAGAGGACUAAUGGGUCUUGGGGAGGCUUCAGCAAGAGAGACCAGCAUGGAGGGAGAUUGCCUCAGCUGCAUCAAGUAUCUCAUGUUUGUCUUUAACUUCCUCAUCUUUCUGGGAGGGUCCUUUCUCCUUGGAGUCGGGAUAUGGGUGCUGGUGGACCCCACAGACUUUAGAGAGAUUGUGGCUACCAACCCCCUCCUCUUCACUGGAGUCCACAUCAUACUAGCUAUGGGCGGCAUGCUGUUCCUGCUGGGCUUUCUGGGCUGCUGUGGAGCCAUAAGAGAGAACAAGUGUCUGCUGCUCUUUUUCUUCAUGUUCAUCCUCAUCAUAUUUCUAGCAGAGCUGGCUGCUGCCAUACUGGCCUUUAUUUUCCGGGAGCAUCUGACCAAAGAGCACUUUACAAAGGAACUGAGGAAACACUAUCAAGGCCUCAACGCUACUGACGUCUUCACCACCACAUGGAAUGCCAUAAUGAACACAUUUGAUUGCUGUGGUGUGAACAGUCCUGAGGACUUUGAGGGCAGCCUCUUCCGUGUCCUCAACCCCAGUGAUAUGGUGCCCGAGGCCUGCUGCCGUAGGAACAGUCACCUAGAUUUGAGCUUCAGCAACAAGGACGAGUGUCUCGCAGGCAACAUGCUUUACCGCAACAACAAGGGCUGUUAUUCCUCAGUUGUGGACUACUUUGAGAUGUACAUAUAUGUGGCUGGUGCCCUGGCUAUUGUUCUACUUACAAUUGAGCUGUUUGCUAUGGUCUUCGCCAUGUGUCUGUUCAAAGGAAUUCAAUAAGAGCAUAAGGAUUUUCUCAAAAUGGAACGAAAAAAGAAUGAUUACAAAAUCAUUCAGAGACUUGUACUUCACAGCUGGACGUCUGAGGUGCUGGGUGACACACACCAAAAUAUCAGAUAGCUCAGUAGACUUGCAUGUGGAGGUUCACACACUCUAUGAACAAGGUGUUCAAAAGGACCAGCCUGAGCAGAAGAGGACGACGACACUGCACUGAUUUGGCUCAAGAGUAUUUAUACAAAGUGAUGUGGGCUUGUUUUUAUACAUAUUUGUGUUCGUUCAUGUUUUAGAAUUUCUUACUCUGCCCAUCAACCCCCACCCCCACCAUCCCCACCCCCCCACCCCCCACCAGAACAGCUUCUCAUGCUGGCUUAAAAAAACACCAGUUCUGUACAUUUUUGUAAUUAUUCAUCCAUUUUUAACUCUUGCUGUUGUGAUGGUGCCCGUCUGUGUUUGCCUUCUUCCCUUUCUACAUGGCUUUUUUACAUUUCUUAUUGUGAUGUUUACUGUAACGGUGCUUGUAUGUAAUUUAAGCUCAUUUUUAUGUAUGCUUAUGUAUGAAAGCUGAGAAUGCCAUUAAAGAAUUUUUGUGCA
This is a messenger RNA of Pygocentrus nattereri (red-bellied piranha), 1575 nucleotides long. It is a transcript of the gene tspan18b, whose product is annotated as tetraspanin 18b. Gene Ontology annotation, cellular component: membrane. The coding region runs from base 211 to 984 and encodes 257 amino acids. The record is from RefSeq and is a predicted model, not a curated record. The transcript has 9 exons. Lineage: Eukaryota; Metazoa; Chordata; Actinopteri; Characiformes; Serrasalmidae.